Molecule: messenger RNA, 2376 nt
Organism: Carassius carassius (crucian carp)
Lineage: Eukaryota; Metazoa; Chordata; Actinopteri; Cypriniformes; Cyprinidae
Product: gastrula zinc finger protein XlCGF57.1-like
Exons: 3
Coding region: 165-2039 (624 amino acids)
Biological process (GO): regulation of transcription by RNA polymerase II
Cellular component (GO): nucleus
Molecular function (GO): DNA-binding transcription factor activity, RNA polymerase II-specific; RNA polymerase II transcription regulatory region sequence-specific DNA binding
Source: RefSeq, a predicted model, not a curated record
CACGAGUGAAGCUCCUCCCACAUUGGAAUUCAUCAUGAGUGAAGCUCCUCCCACUGCUGUUCAGCAAUAUAUUUUGGGAGAUUCCCAUCAGUUUAAGUGAAGACGAGCCUCAGGAAGAGCUGAAAUCUGCUCAGAGACUGAAUUUAGAGAGAGACAGAGAGAAGAUGAGAGAUCCAGAGCCCUGCAGAAUCAAACACACUCAAGACACUGGAGAACUAACAGAGCUGAUGGAAGAGAGCGAGGAGAGUGAAGAACUGAGUGAAAUGGAGGAGGAGCAUCAUGACAAACCUGGAGAAAGCCCUUUGAGUCGCUCAAAGAAUAAUAAACCCAUUUUAAAGAAAAGAAAAGGCAAUAAAUCUUUCACCUGCACUCGGUGUAGAAAGAGUUUCUCAACCAAACAAAGACUUAAGCGUCACAUUAGAGUUCACACCGGAGAGAAACCGUUUACGUGUGAUCAGUGUGGAAAGAGUUUCACAUCAAAAUUAUAUCUUGAAUGUCACCGGAGAGUUCACACUGGAGAAAAGGCGUUCACAUGUGAUCAGUGCGGGAAGAGUUUCUUACACAAACAAAGUCUUAAGCGUCACAUGGAAGUUCACACCGGAAAGAAGCUGUUCACAUGUGAUCAGUGCGGAUAUGAAUUCACAGAAAAAGCCAACCUUAAAAAACACAUGACAAUCCACACUGGAGAAAAGCCAUUCACAUGUGAUCAGUGUGGCAAGUGUUUCUCACACAAACCUUCUCUCGUGUCUCACAUGAUCGUUCACACCGACGAGAAGCCGUUCACGUGUGAUCAGUGCGGGAAGAGAUUUAAAACAAAAAACAGCCUCGAGCAUCACAGGAGAGUUCACACUGGAGAAAAGCCGUUCACGUGUGAUCAGUGCGGGAAGAGUUUCAGACAACAAGGAAACCUUAAAGGACACAUGAGAGUUCACACUGGAGAGAAGCCAUACCCAUGUGAUCAGUGCGAGAAGAGUUUCUCACACAAAAACAGUCUUGAGUGUCACUUAAGGGUUCACACCGGAGAGAAGCCAUUCACAUGUACUCAAUGUGGAAAUCAAUUCACAGGAAGAGGAGCUCUUAAAAAACACAUGGCAAUCCACACUGGAGAAAAACCGUUUUCAUGUGCUCAGUGCGGGAAGAGUUUCUCAAACAAACAAUGUCUUGAGCUUCACAUGAGAUUUCACACUGGAGAGAAGCCGUUCACGUGUAAUCAGUGCGGGAAGAGCUUUACACAAUCAGCAAACCUCCGAGUACACAUGAGAAUUCACACAGGAGAGAAGCCAUACUCAUGUGAUGUAUGUGAAAAGAGAUUCCCACACAAAAAUACUCUCGAGUUACACAUGAGGAUCCACACCGGAGUGAAGCCGUUUAUGUGCGACCAGUGUGAAAAGAGAUUCUCAAACAAAAACAGUCUUGAGGUUCACAUGAGAGUUCACUCUGGAGAGAAGCCGUUCACGUGUGUUCAGUGCGGGAAGAGCUUCAGACAAAAACCACAUCUUAAUGCACACAUGCAGAUCCACACCGGAGAGAAGCCACACACGUGUGAUCAGUGCGGGAAGAGUUUCACAAACAAACAUCAUCUUCGUGUUCACAUGAAGAUCCACAACGGAGAGAAGAAACACAAGUGUGAUCAAUGUGGCAAAACAUUUCUUAGGUCAUCAAACCUGAAGUCACACCUGACGGUUCAUACCAAGGAGAAAUCACAUUCCUGUUCUGUGUGUGGAAAGAGUUUUUCACAGCUACAGAGUUUACAUACACAUGAGAAAAUACACACUGGUGUGAGAGAGUACAUGUGCUUUGAGUGUGGCAAGACUUUUACUACAGCGAGACUUUUAAAACUGCACCAGAGAGUUCACACUGGAGAGAAACCUCACAAGUGUUCACACUGCGACAAGAGAUUCACUCAGUUAGGAAAUCUGAAAAUACAUGAGAAGACCCACAGCAGAGAGAAACCGCAUACCACGUGUGAUCAGUGCGGAAAGACUUUCUCUUUUAAAAGUCACCUGAAGCUACACAUGAAGAUCCAUACAGUGGAUUAAAUGAUCAGAGCGAUAUUGUGCUAUUGCAUCCUGAAUGAGUCUAGUAUCACUUGAUCAAAAACACAGACAAGGAAGAUGCAGAAACGACUGAUCUAGUAGUAAGCAUAUCCAUAUGAAAAAUACUGUGUUCGUCAAUAAUAAACAGCAUUUAAAUGAAAUCUGCCUAAUGUUACCACGUGAAAUUUGGGUCCUGGAAGUGGUGAAGGACUGUGCAAGCUUUAGAUAUGCUGGUGGAAGUUAUCUACUGCUUCUUUGCUGUUAUAAUAGUACUGAAUAUGAUCCAGAUGUAGCGUUUGAUUAAAAUGAGAUUUUCUCAGCUUUUUGCUCAAAAUGUUUU